AUGUUUGCGCCAGACAAGGAAUGCAUUGCUAAAGAAACAGCAAGUGCGCCAAAUAGCACGUUGCCCCCGGACCUGCGACGAAUUGCGGAAGAGGAGCUCGGAGAGACAGACACAGCGAGGGAAAAAGCAGUGGCUCAUCUGAGGGAACUUCUGGCGGCGGAAGAGCCUGAGCUCCGUCCGAGAACAGAUGAAAACUUUCUGCUGCGCUUUAUUCGGGUACGCAAGUACGACGUAGAGGCCGCACUGAACACCAUCAAAAACUACUACAGGAAUCGUGCAGCCUGUCCUUCGAUCUACGAUGAUUUCCUGCCGUCAAAGGUCUCCCCUGUUGCAAGAAGCCUGUUUGUGGUGUUGCCAGAAAGAGAUGUUCACGGACGCCUCGUACUGCUUGCAAAAGCAGGAUCGUGGACGCCCAGCACGCUGCCCUACCGGGAGUUUCAACAGACAACGCUCAUGUGCUUCGAGCACAUGGCAGACGAUCCUUCAGCACAAACGGCCGGAAUUGUCUUUCUUGUUGACUACCAAGAUUUCACCCCGGAAAAAGUGUUCUACUACAGUAUUGGCUUAAUAAGACGGGCCAUCGAGUUUCUUCAAGACUGCCUGCCAGCCCGAAUGAAAGCAUUUCAUGCCGUGAGGCAAUCGUACGCAUUCAAUGUACUCUUUGGGCUUGUGAGACCUUUCAUGAAGAAGAAGCUCGCGGACAGGAUUCACCUUCACGGACAUAACUUCGAGAAUCUGCACAAAGAGAUACCUCCCAGCAUUCUUCCCGAGGAAUAUGGAGGCGAUGUUCCUUCCCUGGACUUCGACGCCUUCUGGACACAAAUGGAGGCACAAGAGUCAUCUUUUGUUCAAAAUAACAGCUACGGCUACAGCAGAAAAGAACAAACAGCUGUGUUCGAUCAAGAGGAUGAAGUAGAAAUAACAGCGCUGUAG
This is a messenger RNA of Ixodes scapularis (black-legged tick), 933 nucleotides long. RefSeq names its product alpha-tocopherol transfer protein-like. The coding region runs from base 1 to 933 and encodes 310 amino acids. Lineage: Eukaryota; Metazoa; Arthropoda; Arachnida; Ixodida; Ixodidae. The record is from RefSeq and is a predicted model, not a curated record. Gene Ontology annotation, molecular function: phosphatidylinositol bisphosphate binding. The transcript has 5 exons. Gene Ontology annotation, cellular component: membrane.